This is a messenger RNA of Sporothrix schenckii 1099-18, 564 nucleotides long. RefSeq lists its product as uncharacterized. The transcript has 2 exons. The record is from RefSeq and is a predicted model, not a curated record. Bases 1 to 564 code for a protein of 187 amino acids. Lineage: Eukaryota; Fungi; Ascomycota; Sordariomycetes; Ophiostomatales; Ophiostomataceae.
AUGAUUGUCAAUGUGGAUUCAAGAUUCCCUUCACGGAACCGAAUUGUCAACGACCAUGCAAGGAGGCCCGAAGAAAAAUCUACAACGUACACACUGUUGGUGGAUGACGAGGUCAGGAGAGACCAAAGUGUUCCAAAUGACCAGCCGACAGCUACGGAGGCAGUGUCUGCCGAAACCAGUGGAGCGAGGACGACGUACGACGGGGACAACAAGCAAUUGCGAACAGCAGGUCAGCCCACUCGGCGAAACAGGGUCCAGCCUUUUCUUCAUAGCCUUCUGAGCCUUCUGAGCCUUUUGAACGCAUCGAAUGGUUCGGCCAUUUCGGACACGAAGGGGAGGAAGGGCGCCGGAAAGCGGAAACAACGGGAUGUCGCGCACUCGGUGGGGGCAGUUCCUUUUCUCGAUUCCAGUGCUCUUGUCCCCUGGUUGUCGUCAAUCUUGAUCAGCGAACAACGCUCUCUAGACGAUGGAAUAGUAAUUCGUAAGAUAUGUCGCAGUGUCGCCCUCAGAGAACCUGUUCGUCCGCGCCUCACGCUCCUUCCAAACUGGGCAACAUUCGCUUGA